Pestalotiopsis fici W106-1 is the source of this 1845-nucleotide messenger RNA. RefSeq names its product dihydroxy-acid dehydratase. The transcript has 5 exons. Gene Ontology annotation, cellular component: mitochondrion. The record is from RefSeq and is a predicted model, not a curated record. Gene Ontology annotation, molecular function: dihydroxy-acid dehydratase activity. The coding region runs from base 1 to 1845 and encodes 614 amino acids. Gene Ontology annotation, biological process: branched-chain amino acid biosynthetic process. Lineage: Eukaryota; Fungi; Ascomycota; Sordariomycetes; Amphisphaeriales; Sporocadaceae.
AUGAGCGACGCCAGCAAAGACGUUGGAUCUGGGUCGAUUGAUCCCAAGGCAGAUCCUCAGUACAUUCAAUUCAAAUGUCUUCCGCCGGGUGGUGCACUCAACAGAUGGUCUCAUACCAUUACCCGAGAACAUGACUUUCCGGGAGCUCAGGCCAUGCUCUACGGUGCAGGGGUGCCAAACGAGCAAAUGAUGAAGAAUGCGCCUCAGGUCGGCGUAGCGACAAUCUGGUGGGAAGGCAACCCGUGCAAUACCCACUUGCUCGACUUUGGCAAGAUUGUAAAAAAGUCCCUUGAAAAGCAGAAUAUGCUCGCGUGGCAAUACAAUGCUGUUGGAGUUUCAGAUGCCAUCACCAUGGGUGGUGAAGGAAUGCGGUAUUCGCUUCAAUCUCGCGACCUCAUUGCCGACAGCAUUGAGACGGUCACUUGUGCACAACACCAUGACGCCAAUAUCUCCAUCCCUGGUUGUGACAAGAACAUGCCGGGCGUCGUCAUGGCUGCUGCCCGGCACAACCGCCCCUUUAUCAUGAUCUACGGUGGAACUAUUCGCAAGGGCCACUCGAAUCUGCUCGAGAAGGAAAUCAACAUCAGCACUUGCUACGAGGCGUCGGGUGCGUAUGCCUAUAACCGGCUCAACGCAAAGACAAACCCGGGCAGUGAGGGCCGCACGCCGAGCGAUGUCAUGUCGGAUAUUGAACACCACGCCUGUCCGGGAGCUGGUGCCUGCGGUGGCAUGUACACGGCCAACACCAUGGCGACAGCCAUUGAGGCCAUGGGCCUGACGCUGCCGGGCUCGUCGUCGUACCCGGCCCUCUCGCCCGAAAAGGCGCGCGAGUGCGAGCGCGCCGCCGAGGUCAUCAAGACGACCAUGGCCAAGGAUAUCCGACCACGCGACCUCAUCACCAAGGCGUCGUUUGAAAACGCCCUCGUGGUGACCAUGAUCCUGGGCGGCUCGACCAAUGGCGUGCUGCACUUUCUCGCCAUUGCCAACACGGCCGAGGUGCCGCUUACGCUCGACGAUGUGCAGCGCGUCAGCGACAAGACGCCUUUCCUGGCCGACCUGGCCCCGAGCGGCAAGUACUACAUGGAGGACCUGUACAAGAUUGGCGGCACGCCGUCGGUCCUCAAGAUGCUUAUCCAUGCCGGCUUGAUCAACGGUGACAUUCCCACCGUCACGGGUCGCACCCUUGCCGAGAACGUGGCCGACUGGCCCAGCCUGCCGCCCGACCAGAAGCUGAUCCGGCCCCUAUCCGACCCGAUCAAGGAAUCGGGCCAUAUCCGCAUCCUGCGCGGCAACUUUGCCCCCGAGGGCGCCGUGGCCAAGAUCACGGGCAAGGAGGGCCUCAGCUUCACCGGCACGGCCCGCGUCUUUGACGCCGAGAGCGAGCUGAACAAUGCCCUGACGCGCGGCGAGAUCCCCCGAGGCGAGAACCUCGUCCUCAUUGUGCGCUACGAGGGACCCCGGGGCGGCCCCGGCAUGCCCGAGCAGCUCAAGGCCUCGGCGGCCAUCAUGGGUGCCGGCCUCAACAAUAUCGCCCUCGUCACCGACGGCCGGUACAGCGGCGCCAGCCACGGCUUCAUCGUCGGACACGUCACGCCCGAAGCGGCGCGCGGCGGCCCCAUUGCGCUCGUCCGGGACGGCGACACCAUCACCAUUGAUGCGGUCAAGAACCGCAUCGAUAUUACCAACGUCACGGAUGAUGAGCUGGCCGAGCGGAGACGGGCCUGGAAGCCGCCCGUGCCCCGCGUGAGAAGAGGUGUGCUGGCCAAGUAUGCUCGUCUUGUAGGUGAUGCGAGCCACGGCGCCGUUACCGAUCAAUGGGAGGAUGACGUCGCUGUGCCGAAGUGA